Bombina bombina (fire-bellied toad) is the source of this 4392-nucleotide messenger RNA. Its product is annotated as gastrula zinc finger protein XlCGF26.1-like. Gene Ontology annotation, biological process: negative regulation of transcription by RNA polymerase II. The record is from RefSeq and is a predicted model, not a curated record. NCBI's taxonomy places the organism in Eukaryota, Metazoa, Chordata, Amphibia, Anura, Bombinatoridae. The transcript is spliced from 2 exons. Gene Ontology annotation, molecular function: DNA-binding transcription repressor activity, RNA polymerase II-specific. Bases 372 to 1712 code for a protein of 446 amino acids.
GGGAGAACAGGCGAAUACAGUGGACUUCAAAGGAGGAGAAUGAGAAAGAUGGGAUUGGAGGUUAAUCAUUUUAAAAAUGAACACAAAACUGAAGACAUUUUAGAUGGAUUCCAUUAUAAAGAAUAAACUUUCUUAUUUUUAUUUAUUCCAUUUAUUUUUAUGUAGACAAACACUUGAAUAGUUCAUAUCCAUCCCUCACUACAGGAAGUAUCAGUUUGAUAUCGCAGAAUCCAAAAGUCUUAGACACUAUUGACUAUACACAAACAUUGGGGAAAUCAUAGCAGAUAUUUAAAGGAUAUGGUGAAUUGGAAGGAACAGGGCAGCAAUCAUUAUGCACAGAGAGUAAUUUAGUCAUCAAAGAAGAGGACAACAUGUAUGCCUUAUCUAGUGAAAUGAUUAUCCCAGAAGAUAAACCACAAACAUUUACUGGGUUUUCAAAACAUUUAAAAGAAGAGAAAAGUCUUAAGUCAAACCAAAUGAUUCAUACAAAGGAGGAACCAUUCAAAUGUACAGCAUGUGAGAAAAGCUUCACAUGUAAUUUGCAUCUCCAUGAACACCACACACUUCACACAGUUGUUCAAUCUCACAUGUGUACAGAAUGUGGGAGAUGUUUCACAUCUAAAGGAAACCUUAAGUAUCACAAAAAGACCCAUACGGGGGAGAAACCUUUCACAUGUAAUGAGUGUGGGAGAUGUUUCACAUCCAAGGGAAAUCUCAUAUCUCAUGAAAAGAUCCACACAGGGGAGAAAACUUUCACAUGUAAUGAGUGUGGAAAAUAUUUCACAUCCAAGGGAUGUCUCAAAUCUCAUGAAAAGAUCCAUACAGGGGAAAAACCUUUCCCAUGUACAGAGUGUGGAAAAAGUUUUACACGAUCUGAUAAUCUGAAAACGCAUGAAAGGAGUCACACAGGAGAAAAACCUUUCACAUGUACAGAGUGUGGAAAAAGUUUUACACAUAUGAGUAAUCUGAAAAAUCAUGAAAGGAUUCACACAGAAGAAACGCCUUUCACAUGUACAGAGUGUGGAAAAUGUUUUACACUAAAGAGUAAGCUGAAAACUCAUGAAAGGAUUCACACAGGAGAAAAGCCUUUCACAUGUACAGAGUGUGGAAAAUGUUUUACACGAAUUGAUUAUCUGAAAACUCAUGAAAGGAUUCACACAGGGGAAAAGCCUUUCAUAUGUACAGAGUGUGGAAAAGGUUUUAUACGAAUUGAUUAUCUGAAAACUCAUGAAAGGAUUCACACAGGGGAAAAGCCUUUCACAUGUACAGAGUGUGGAAAAGGUUUUAGAGAAAAGACUACCCUGAGAAAUCACGAAAAGAGUCACAAAGGAGUAAAGCCUUUCACAUGUACAGAGUGUGGAAAAUGUUUUACACUAAAAAGUAAACUGAAAACUCAUGAAAGGAUUCACACAGGAGAAAAGCCUUUUACAUGUACAGAGUGUGGAAAAUGUUUUAUACGAUUUGAUUAUCUGAAAAAUCAUGAAAGGAUUCACACAGGGGAAAAGCCUUUCACGUGUACAGAGUGUGGAAAAGGUUUUACAGAAAAGACUUCUCUGAGAAAUCAUGAAAGGAGUCACACAGGGAAAAUCCUUUUCACGUGUACAGUGUGUGGAAAAGGUUUUAGAAACAAGCAUCAUCUAAACACUCAUGAAAGGAUUCACACAGAGAAAAAUCUUUCACGUGUGCAGACUGUGGAAAAUGCUUUAGACUAAAUGAUCAUCUGAAAACUCAUGAAAGGAUUCACAAGGGAAGAAACCUUACACAAGUUUAGAAAGUGGAAAAAGGUAUCACAAAACACCAAAUAUUUACUUAAAAAAUAAAAUUUAUGUGCACAUUGUGAAGAGCUUUUAAAAAUUAUCCUAAAGAGGUUUCUUCAGGUGGCACCUUAAGUGGUAGCAAAAUUGGUUGCUGCAUGUGGAAAACUGAUAAUGCGCCACAUAUCAGUUGUGUAUGAAGCCAUCUUAUUUGUACACAUUGCCGAUAGGAUUCUGCAGAUUCUGCUGAACUCUUUGAUACCAAAAAUUUGCAGUUCCACACCAGAAAACUAAUCUGAAGCAUUAAGGCCUGUGGCAACCCUCGUAGAGGAUCUCUACCCCAACCGCAAAUAAUAAUACAGGGUAUGAGCAACUCCUAUGCUGCUAUAAAAUUUUUCUACUGAUCUUUUCAAGCGCUAUUCAAGUAAUGUCCUAUGCCUAAUUAUAGGAUAUACGCUGCAACCUCUAACGGUCGUAACAUAGGAAGUGACUACUAUAGAGGCAGUUGAUAUAUGGGAAACUUCCAUAUCACAGUUGAUUACCGAGUAUUUUGAGACCCUAGAGCACGACAUAUCAUUAAUCUUGCUGCAUCAAGAGAUCAUAAUUAAGUCGCCUCUACAUGACUGUAGUACAGACAACGAUCCUGAGUUGGAACAAGUGGGCGGAUAGACCCAUAUUCCCAAUUGAGAGGAAGCGAUCAGGGGAUAACUGAACUUUUGGAUGAUGAUGCCACUUCUGUUACCGAGGACUAAAAAAAUGGCUUACAUAGUUAAAUUCCUUGUUGGGCCAACAUGGAUUAUACAAUGGGCCCCCAGGGAGUUUGUGCUGCAUCUAACCCUGUAUAUGAGAACCAAGUAGUUAAGAGGCUCCUACAGUAUCUUUCUGUGGAGAGUGGCCCUACAUUCCUGCAAAGCCUACUAGAUGAUAGCAGCGCUGUUCUAUUGAGCUCAGGAUUACAAGUCAGUUUCGGGGAAAUGGGUUUUUCUCCACUGAUGAUGCACCCCACAGCAGCUGAGCCUAAAGAACACACAGAGAGAGUAGUGUCUGGGUUAAUGCAUCUUUUCCAACCUGCAGUGUCUCCGUUUGACUGUGGGACUGUUCACUUCAUGCUUCCUGACGAUAUAUUGCCCCUAGGCUCCCUCUGGAGUGCCUUUUUUAUUUUUGCACAAACAGAUCAGUUUGUUGAGUCGCAUGGGAGUGGGCUGGAGCAUAUUUAUACUAAGUGCCCAUCAAGCCUCUACUUAUCCGUGAGACUCUUACAUUUAUUAUAUCUACUCUAAUACAUGAUGUUCCACUGGGACUGAAAUACUGCUGAAUUGAUACUCUUCAGGGAUCUGUACUCUGGGACCUUAAUGAUAGCUUGCUGUAUGCCUGGUUUUUAGUAUGCAGACAAGCAACAAAAGCUACCUUAUAAAUAUGUAUUGAACAAAUGUUCAAUAUGGUGUGCUAUUAUUUAUCUCUGUGAUGUUUCUAUGACACAUUCUCUCACUGUUUAUUUUGCUGCAAUGCUAGCCCUUUAUUAAGGAAGUUUUCACCUGAAAGUAAAGAUUAGCACAUGCUCCAUAAAUUGUAGCCCCAGUAGUACAAAAGGAUUUGGAAUUUUGACACUCUCACUAAGAUAGGUCAACACCAUGACUGUAUAAUAUGAAAAUGUUUACCACCCCUCUUUUUUUAUUUAUUCUUUGAGCUAAACUUAUGGUUUAAUGUUGGAACUGAUAAUUACCAGGAUAAUAAUGUACCAUAUCUACAUUUUAACCCUACAUUCCACAAGGGAUGAGUUAACAUGUUAGCUAUGGGCAACUACCUUCCAAAACAUAAUUCUGAUAUCUGCCUUUCUCUACAAUGAAAGAGCAUGUUACUGAUGGCCUCUAUUCAAGUAUACACAUGUUGUUGGAGGUGGAGCUGCCAGCGGCCGGGACAGUACGCCAUUUCCAUAGUUGACUCCUUAAUCAGCCAUCUUAUUUUAGCUAGAAUUAUGCAUAUGUCAUAGGCUAAACAUGUAUCAUGGUUAUUGUACCUUCUGUUCUACUAACAUCCACAAUAAUUCAUGUUAACCCACCGGACAUUGUUCUGUUAUGCCUAUGCUGUGUUAUGAUAUCUUAUCCUAGUUCUGAGAAGCAUGUUUUGUCAAAAUGCCUCAAAUCACUGAAUAAGUUACACAGCUUUAAAAUUAGUAACUCACUUCCUAUCUUAGUCAUGAUCAGAGCUUCAUUUAACUUUUUAUCUGAUCCAAAGUUACUAUAUAUAUCAAUUGUUAUCGUGUUCUGCUAGAGUUUGAAGGUCCAAAAGUGACCUUAUAUUAAUAUAGGCAAAAAAAACAUAAAACAAGGUUCACCCUUUGGGACCCAAAAGUGGUGUCCUUUUGUUUUGCAUUUCCUGCUACAGCCUUAUAUCCUAUAAGUCCAUGGGAGGUCCAAGAGUGACCUCAUAAGUCAUUAAGCAGGUUUCACGUUUACUUGGCAAAUAAUAUUUUACUAAAAUGUUUACUCUGUCAUGUAGACAUGUACUGUUCAAUUUCCUUGAUGUAUUCUGGUUGUAAGCUUUGUCAUUUUAUUUUUCUGCACUGUAUUAUUUUCUACUGACAGCUAAUUAAUGCCUGUAUGCCCUGAGAUGAACCUAAUAAAAAAAUGAUGGAUAA